Vollenhovia emeryi is the source of this 3314-nucleotide messenger RNA. RefSeq lists its product as uncharacterized. The record is from RefSeq and is a predicted model, not a curated record. Bases 1131 to 2114 code for a protein of 327 amino acids. The transcript has 4 exons. Lineage: Eukaryota; Metazoa; Arthropoda; Insecta; Hymenoptera; Formicidae.
CUAGCUAAUUUUAAAAUCAUCUAUGCACAACACUGUGCGAUUGUUAUGCGACGUUUACGAUAUUGAGUCUGCAUCUUUACGCGCGUAGAUCAAGAAACUUUUAUCAGAUACUCGCAAAGCAACGUUCGCGCCCGCAAGCGCGAGGCUGAACAACAGAAACGCACCGCACCUGUAACCGACGGGAAUACAUUAAUGAAUCCUUCCUCACCUGACUAUCGGUCACCUGACUCAUUUCCUGUGGACUGAAAGAACCCCCGGUACGUUUAAAAUCGUCGAUACAAUUGCAUCCCGCGCAUCCGCUGUCGGGAUGUAAUCACGGGAACGCGAACAAAAACCCGUCAUUGUCGCUAGGCGUAUUGCAGAGAACAGUGAAAGUUAAACCAGUGAACGUCUGUCCGCCGUGUAACAUUUUUUUUUCCUAAGUUUAUUUAUUUAUAAUACGACAAGAGCCUGGAGUUACAGUACGUAAGUUAAUGCGCAUACAGAAUAUUAAAACAUUAUGGCAAAGUAAUUGCACGGAGAACGCACGAAUAGAUAAUUGUUGUCGGCAACGUUGUAAAUAUAAGAAGAAUACGAAGAAAAUAACAAGCAAUUCUUAAUUGUCUCAUCGUGUCAUAACGUUGUACACAAAGGUUCUGUCCGGGCGAUUUCACUAUAAAUAGCACAAAUAUACGGUUCGGUGCAGUGAAGUGGAAGAAAGGAAGAAAAGGAGGCUCCGUGGAACCAGGGUACGAUGCAAGGUGCAACACGUGCUGCCCGACAGCUGUUUUCCGGUUUAAAUUCGGACGUUAAGCCCAUUUUUUAAUUUCGCGCCCGGGCGCACCCUCAAAUAAUAAUAACCGCAACGUGACACGGGGUGAAUCCUCCGCUGGGGACUCGCGAGCCAUUCGUCGAUACGCUCGCUUUAUUCAUGCACAGAGACCGCAUUCCAGGGAACGCGAACGGAAGUAGAUCACCGUAAAAGUUGCCAGGCAUUUUCUUCCCGCCGUUUAAAGAUUAUAGGAGCCCCGGACAGCACGACGGAAAGAAAACGUAUCCUGAUCGGCAAAUUAUUUGCAGGUAGUCUGUUAUUUCUGCCCGAUGUAAGAAACGAGAGAAAAAGCGGCGUAUUUUCGUAUUUUUAACCAGCCAUGGAGGACGAAGACUUCGGUUUCGCAAGGAGAACGGACAAUGUCCUGAAGAAGGUUUUCACCGUUAGCAAUGAUACAGUUCAUAACGUUGAGCAACUAAUCUGUUCUCCACCGAAGACAUCGGAAGUCGUUGGUGGAGGUGGAUCAACGACACCAGCGCCUCUGAUCGGGGCCGGAAGCGAGGGUUCUGUACGCGCGUCAACCGCCGCUGGCUCAGUCGUGCCCAACACGCCGAACAUACCGAACGUGGUGGAGUACCAUCUUAAAGUCAAGCCCAGGUCAACGACGAGGCACUGCCGGCCCGAUAACGUUCCCAAAUACCAGCCUCUGGAAGAAAUGAAGAAGGAGAAGAGUCCGGUGUCUUCUGAUGAUAAAAAGAAGGACCUCGUAUCGAAGCUGUCACGCCUGUCCAUCGACAAUAAUGUUUUUGAGGGCUCGACUGAUUUGCCGCAAGUGUUUCAGGUGAAAUAUUUGGGGUCCCAUGAUGCAAGAGGCCUCUGGGGUAUCAAGCAUACGAGAAGGCCCGUCGAUAAUAUGGUCUCUGCCGCGAAGGCUUUGCCGACCAACACAAUGCUUCCUCUUGUCAAGCUGGUGGUCUCUCAGGAGGGAGUUGCCUUGCUGCCAUUAGACAAGAGGAAGCAGGAUGCCAAUCUAUCCAGAAUGUAUCCUAUUGAGACGAUCUCCUACGGAGUACAAGAUCUCGUUUACACCAGGGUCUUCUCCAUGAUCGUCGUUCGUGAAACGGAAAACUUCCGGAGAAUCUCGCCGUUCGAAUGUCACGGUUUCGUUUGCGAAUCGAAGUACUACGCGAGACAGUUGACAUACGCCCUCGCUGCAGCUUUCGAGAAUUAUUCUAAGGCAGUGAAGGCCCAGGAGAAGCUGACCGGAGUCAUCGCGAAUAACACUGCUAGGAAGAGAUUUGCCAUCGAUCUGAGGAGCCCUGAGGAAAUUGAAGCGGAUCUUACGAUGGACUCCGAAGCGUAACUUCCAAAAUCUAGUGUUAUCUAUUAGAUUGAGACAUAAGUAAGUUUUUAAUUGGAAAAUGUUUCAAGAAAAUCGUGGAGAUUUUUAGGGGGAAUCUCUACACGAAGAAAUACAAAAAAAAAUUCGAAAGUGAUGAGCUUAACGUAUACUUCGAAAACCUAUUUAGAAAUAUGCGAUUUCGUAUCCUGUGUAACGCGAUGUAAAAUAGAUUAUUAUAUAUACCUUAAAUAUUUUUGAAAAGGACAAUACAGGGUAGAAAGUGUAGUUUUAGAUUUUCAGAAAAGUAUCAUCGCAUUUUUGUCACGGCAAACAGAUGCAUUUACAUAUUUAGUUAGACUUUCAAUUUCCCCGGUAUUUCAUAGUUUUGAUACACAAAGCUUGUGUUGAUAGAUAGAGAUAUAUUUUUUACCAUGAAAUAAUUAAUUCGAUAUAAAGAAAUUAAUAUAUUUCAUUUACAUGGAAAUAGACUUAUUGGAAUGCAUUUAAUAAAUAUAUAUGCUAUAGAUAAUAAAAUUGAUAGAUAAGUUUAUGUACAUAGUUGGAAAUACAAUCAUAAAAUAUCGAGUAAAUAAUAAUUUUUAAUAUCGUGGAUACAGCAUAUUCUAUUUCCGCAAAGAGACAUUAUGAGACAUUAUAAGAAACAUAUUUCAAUUGCAGUUCCUUUCACAAAAUGAUGAUUUCGAUUCAUUUAUUUAAAAUUCAAGAUUGCAUCUAUGUACGCGAAUGAUGAUUGAUUCGUCACUGCGAAGAUGUCGAAUGAUGCGUCAAUUCAAAGAUGAAAAACAUAUUUAUCAUCAGAGCGUUGUUACAUGAAUAUGUGUGUUGUAUAAUUGUUGUUUGUUUUAUUAUUUUAUCGGCAAUGCGAAAAGUUAGAUAGGUCUCGACUAUCCGAGACAUGAUAGCUAGCUAUCCAAAGAUAUCGAAUAGAAAAACGAUGGAACGCGAGAGUUGUGGAUGAUACUUCAAGCGAUUUCAUGAAAAUUUUACGAUGAGUGACGAAUCGGACGAUGGUUUUGGAUCUAUUUCUAGCUGUCUUACGUGUGCAUGUAUGUUUCUAGUUUAAGUUCAUUAUUUUAAGUCUACAUUAGAACAUUAGCGAAGCGUGUAAUAACAACAGAGAGCUUGUUGUUAUGUAAGUCCCAGUCUACAAUAGAUGAUUUAAGCCCUAAGCUUUAAGAAAUUGGCCAAUCACGGUCAAGU